Messenger RNA from Erinaceus europaeus (western European hedgehog), 3877 nucleotides. RefSeq names its product syntaxin binding protein 1 (gene STXBP1). The record is from RefSeq and is a predicted model, not a curated record. Gene Ontology annotation, cellular component: secretory granule; plasma membrane. The coding region runs from base 188 to 1972 and encodes 594 amino acids. Gene Ontology annotation, biological process: intracellular protein transport; vesicle-mediated transport; neurotransmitter secretion. NCBI's taxonomy places the organism in Eukaryota, Metazoa, Chordata, Mammalia, Eulipotyphla, Erinaceidae. The transcript is spliced from 19 exons. Gene Ontology annotation, molecular function: syntaxin binding.
CGCCCGCGGGUCGGCAGCCUCACUCUGGCUCGCGCCGCGCCCCCGCGCCUAGUCCGCGCGUCAGUCGGUGCGGAGCGCGGCUGCGGAGGUGCGGGCUGCAGCCGGCGGAGCGCGCCAAGUCGGGGAGGCGGCGGUGUCUGCGGCUGUCGCCUGAGGGGGCUCGGAAUCCGGAGGCUCGCGCGCCGCGAUGGCCCCUAUCGGCCUCAAAGCCGUGGUCGGAGAGAAAAUCAUGCAUGAUGUGAUAAAGAAGGUCAAGAAGAAGGGAGAAUGGAAGGUGCUGGUAGUUGAUCAGCUGAGCAUGAGGAUGCUCUCAUCCUGCUGCAAGAUGACAGACAUCAUGACUGAGGGGAUAACAAUUGUGGAAGAUAUCAAUAAGCGCAGAGAACCGCUGCCCAGCUUGGAGGCUGUGUAUCUCAUCACGCCAUCUGAGAAGUCUGUCCACUCUCUCAUCAGUGACUUUAAGGAUCCACCUACAGCAAAGUACCGGGCUGCACAUGUCUUCUUCACUGACUCUUGUCCAGAUGCCCUGUUUAAUGAGCUGGUAAAAUCUCGAGCAGCCAAAGUCAUCAAAACUCUGACAGAAAUCAACAUUGCGUUUCUCCCAUAUGAAUCCCAGGUAUAUUCCUUAGACUCUGCUGAUUCUUUCCAAAGCUUCUACAGCCCCCACAAGGCUCAGAUGAAGAAUCCUAUACUGGAACGCCUGGCCGAGCAGAUUGCAACUCUGUGUGCCACCUUGAAGGAGUACCCUGCUGUGCGGUAUCGGGGGGAAUACAAGGACAAUGCUCUGCUGGCUCAGCUAAUCCAGGACAAGCUAGAUGCCUACAAAGCCGAUGACCCAACGAUGGGGGAGGGCCCAGACAAGGCGCGCUCCCAGCUCCUGAUCCUGGACCGUGGUUUUGACCCGAGCUCCCCUGUACUUCAUGAGCUGACUUUUCAGGCUAUGAGUUACGAUCUGCUGCCUAUUGAAAAUGAUGUGUACAAGUACGAGACAAGUGGUAUUGGCGAGGCACGGGUCAAGGAAGUGCUCCUGGAUGAGGACGAUGACCUCUGGAUAACCCUGCGCCACAAACACAUCGCUGAGGUGUCCCAGGAAGUCACCCGAUCUCUGAAAGAGUUUUCUUCUAGCAAGAGAAUGAAUACUGGAGAGAAGACCACCAUGCGGGACCUGUCCCAGAUGCUGAAGAAGAUGCCCCAGUACCAGAAAGAGCUCAGCAAGUAUUCGACCCACCUGCACCUUGCUGAGGACUGCAUGAAGCAUUACCAAGGCACCGUGGAUAAACUCUGCCGAGUAGAGCAGGACUUGGCCAUGGGCACAGAUGCUGAAGGGGAGAAGAUCAAGGACCCCAUGAGAGCCAUUGUCCCCAUCCUGCUGGAUGCAAAUGUUAGCACCUAUGACAAAAUUCGUAUCAUCCUUCUCUACAUCUUUUUGAAGAAUGGCAUCACUGAGGAAAACCUGAACAAGCUGAUCCAGCAUGCCCAGAUACCCCCGGAGGACAGUGAGAUCAUCACCAACAUGGCCCACCUUGGGGUGCCCAUCGUCACAGAUUCCACUUUGCGUCGCAGGAGCAAACCAGAGAGGAAGGAGCGCAUCAGUGAACAGACCUACCAGCUCUCCCGGUGGACUCCAAUUAUUAAAGACAUCAUGGAGGACACUAUUGAAGACAAACUGGACACCAAGCACUACCCUUACAUCUCUACCCGCUCCUCUGCCUCUUUCAGCACUACUGCUGUCAGCGCCCGCUAUGGGCACUGGCAUAAGAAUAAGGCCCCCGGGGAGUACCGCAGUGGCCCCCGCCUCAUUAUUUUCAUCCUGGGGGGCGUGAGCCUGAAUGAGAUGCGGUGUGCUUAUGAGGUGACCCAGGCCAAUGGAAAGUGGGAGGUACUCAUAGGAUCCACGCACAUUCUCACCCCACAGAAACUGCUGGACACGCUGAAGAAAUUGAAUAAAACAGAUGAAGAGAUAAGCAGUUAAAAAAAUAAUAAUCCAUCUCUCCACAACCUGAAUCUUUUCCCCACAGUGCUCCAUGGCCUUGUUACUUUGCUGACCCAUUACCCCCCUCCUUCAGCUCUGCACGCUCUGGCCGGCACUGUUGCCGCUGCGUUCUCGUGUUUAUGAUGCCCUCUUCUCGUUUGAAACAAAAGAAAAUAAUGCAUUGUGUUUUGCUUUGUUUUGUUUUGAUUUGUUUUUUUUUAAAAAAAAAAAAACAAAAACUUCUAUAUGUAUCCUAAGAGGAGAAGCUCACAUGUAAGUGACAUGCUGCUGGAGAAGUUGGGAACUAUUUAGAAUGAAUGGACAUCUUCUCCCUGUUAGUUAAGACCCUGUGACCUUGUACAUAACCCAGUGCGAUAUGUGCUAAUUGCUUGAAUAUGGGAAGGUAGCUGUUUGGGUGUGUUUAAUAAUCUGUUUGGGGUCGUUUUGAUUCUUGUUGGGAAUCAGAGAUGUGUAUUCUUGGAGUAUUUCAGACUGAGGAUUCUAUGUUAGCAUCAACACCUGACACCUUCCUCCCUGCCCCCCAAAAACCCACCCCCUUCAUACACACACACACACACACACACACACACACACACCAGUCCCCACGUCUUAUCCAGAUAAGCUAGAAAGUGACAAUCAGGUGACAUCUCCUGAGACUUGAACUGGAACCCACCUCUUGGCUUUCUGCAGUAAUUUGGGCCUCUGGUGACAAGGAUGGGGGUGGGGGCUGGCAUCCUCUCCUUCCACAGCCUGUCUCCUGCCAGCCCCAUAUCCACCUUCUGUGGCCGAGGGAGGUUCUGUAGUCACCAAGUCCAGAUAAGUGAAGAGUAGACUCCUUCCACACUAAACUGUCAUCUCUUUUGGAGAAGCAGCUAGAUGACUGACCUGGCCCCCAAUAGGGCUCCUUUUUCUUUGUGGGACCAGCCUGCAUAGAGCUCAGUAGGCAGGAGUGGACUAGGACAGAAGGGAUUCUGGAGGCUUCUGGUCAGAAGGCUCUUUCCUUAGAGAGGCUUCAGGCCCCUCUGACUUCAAAACAGUGGGAGAACAGCAUUAGGGGCUCCCACAGAACCAUACCCCUUCAGAGCAUCCUCAGUUUAAGAUACUUCAUGAUAUUUAAUUUUGUGUUGUGUGGGGUCAUGUGUCAUCAUGCUUGUUAAGAGAAAACUAUCAUUUUAAUCUCUGUAUAAAAACUUAGCUGUAUAAAACUUAGCUCCAAAGCAAAACUUACAGAAGCUAUUGCAGGAAGGGUGCCUCAUCAUCCUCAAGACUCAGCAGUUCUCUGUUCUCCAGAGUUGAGCGGUCCUUUGCACCGCUGCUGUUGUGAAAUAUAAAGACAGUGGAAGUCACAAAAAUGUCCCUGCCCAGUCCCCUGCCGCCUUUGAGCCCCCGCAGACUUGUGAAUAUUCCUGUCCUGUGAUGUCUUGCAAAUGUGGUGUAUGCUAGUUCAGUUUGCCCUGCUUUCCUUUCAGAAUCCUUCAGACGCAUUGUGGUUUCUCUCCUCACAGCUCUGACUCUUCCCUCUGCACUCAGAUUAGUUUCAGGUCUCUUCUCUGUCUCCCUUCCUCCCCUUAAGAUAUCUUAUUUCCUUAGGACAGAAAUGUAGGUACUUGCGUUAAUUUGCUUCUUGCUGUUAUUGCUUGUUUUGUCCCUUCCCCUUGACCAAACUAUGCUCAUGCUUCAGGACCUUCCUUGUCAGAUACGUUGGUUUUCCUUUCUGUUAUUUAUAUAAAAAUAAUUUAUGAAAAGGAUAUUUAAAAAAAAAAAAGCUAGUCUGUCUUGAAACUUGUUUACCUUGAAAUUAUGAGAAUCUCAGUGUUUGAAAGUAUUGAAGCACAAACAUGUAUCAUCUCUGUACCGUUCUGUACUAAAGCACUUGAGUCUAAUAAAUAAAUAAAUCAGUGCCCA